UCUGCCCUGCUCGCGCUGGGAAGUUCCGGGGCGGCUGAGCGGAAAGCCCUGCCAUCCAUGCUCGAUCCCUAGCGCGCGUCGGGUCUCCCGGGCGGACCCGGACGACAGUCAUUGUUAUUGUUGUUUAUACAGCGAGCACUAACUCCCUCCCGAGCGCCUCUGCCCCCGCCCUACCUGCUCCUCCCUCCCGCUGUAAUAUGCCAUUAGUGAGCCUGCGACCACAUUGCCAAGGGUGCUAGAGUUCGCAUUCAGCCACCAUGGGGAAUGGGAUGAACAAGAUCUUGCCUGGCCUGUACAUCGGCAACUUCAAAGAUGCAAGAGACGCAGAGCAAUUGAGCAAGAACAAGGUGACACAUAUUCUAUCUGUCCACGAUAGUGCCCGGCCCAUGUUGGAGGGAGUUAAAUACCUGUGCAUUCCAGCAGCAGAUUCACCAUCUCAAAACCUGACAAGACAUUUCAAAGAAAGUAUUAAAUUCAUUCAUGAGUGCAGACUCCAAGGUGAGGGCUGUCUGGUGCACUGCUUGGCUGGGGUCUCCAGGAGUGUGACGCUGGUGAUUGCUUAUAUCAUGACCGUCACGGACUUUGGCUGGGAGGAUGCCCUGCACACUGUGCGUGCAGGGAGAUCCUGUGCCAACCCCAAUCUGGGCUUCCAGAGGCAGCUCCAGGAGUUUGAGAAACAUGAAGUCCACCAGUAUCGGCAGUGGCUGAAGGAAGAAUAUGGGGAGAAUCCUUUGCGGGAUGCAGAGGAAGCCAAAAACAUUCUGGGUAAAUAUAAAGAGCAAGGGCGUGUGGAGUCCCAGCCUGGCACCAGGCGGUGGAGCAGCUUUUCGGCCUUGCCUCCCCUGGCCUACAAUAACUAUACCACAGAAACCUAACACAGAGGGAUCUGGUGCCUUCCUUCCUGCUGCUUGUCUUCCGGGUUGCCUGCAGGCUCCCUGUGGUGUGCUGGUGUGCUGGCUACUUCCUCCAAGGACUGCAAAGUGAAUGACCACUGCAAAGUGGACAGCUCAGGGCUCUUUCCCCAGUGACCCCACCCAGUCCCAAGUCCUUUUACGUCACCCACCUUUCCCCCUGACCUUGGAUUAUGGCCUCACCUGAGCUUGCUGUACCUGGGAUGCUACUGGGCUGACACACACACACACACACACACACAAUGUGUGCACAUGUCAGUGAGUGCAUAUGUACAGCACUGAAGAACAUGUGAGAGUGUAUGCCUGUGAGCAUGUAGAAGGGUAUGCAUUGUGUGAGGGUGUGUGCAAGUGAAUGUGUCUGCGUGGGUGAGCUCUGAAUGUUCGUAUUGCUGGGAGUCAUAAAAUUCAUGCUGCCAGGAUUGGCAUGGCCACCUUUCCCUUUGGCUCCAAAUGGAAGGCAUUUGAAUUUGACUUCUGAAAAGCUUCUCAGCAAGCAGCAUGGAAUGUAUUCUAUACCUGGGAGCAGAGGUUGAGAACUCAGGGGAUGAGCAGCUGAAAGCAAUAGCCUCUCCCAGAACCUGGGAUGGUAUAGUGGGGAAAGAUGGGGCCCAGACCCCUCCUGAGGGAAGGUGGCUCCAGGGACCCUGGAAAGUGUUGGGGGGUGGAGGGCAUACUCAGUAUUGCCUCAAGCUUAGUAUAAGUGCACCAGGCCCUGUACUCCUUGCUGCCUCAAGCCAAGGCCACCCAUCAUGUGUCUGGUUCUAAGUGAUGUUUGUUCCAUGUAAGACUGACCUUGAUUGAAUUCCAUGAUGAGCAGGAGUACAUCAGCCAAACUUGGCAUACAUUGUUGGGCCCUUCCUGUCUCCUCCUGUCCAGCUUCAUGCACUCCCAGCCUUGCUGUUCUCACUUUGCAGGGCCUUUCUCAAGGUUUGCAUGUACCUACAGGAAAUGGAAAGGAAGAAUAUUUGUUAGACACUGUAGAUGUUUGCAUUUCAAAAUGCCUGAUCAUUUAUUAAGUUCCUUGGUGUAUGCUGUGGAUUUGAUCUUUGAUCUCAGCUACCUCAUUAAAUAAUGUUUGAAAAGUUUUUGUGUGUGUUUGUGUUAAUCCAGUGAAUUCUGCCUCAUAAUUCAAAAUGUUCAGUUCUGAUUGCUUUUGAAGCCAAAGGGGAAGACAUCAAUAUCAUUGAGCUGCUUAAAUUUUUUACUUGGGUUCCCAUAAUGCUUUCUGAAGGGCAAAGUUCCACAUUCAGGCUGUGAGAGCACCCACAGUUUGCAGCUAGGCAACAGGCAUCCUGGAAUGCUGUGCCCAACUCAGUGGUCAAUCCUUUAUACCAACUUAAAUUUCUUAAGCACGCAGAGCCACAGGAAAAAAAUAUACUCAACCUCUCCCUAAAAAGAUGUUGCAACCUGGGUUCUCCGAAUUCCACCACAAAAAGAGCUCCUGAAUAAGAAGAGCAAUUUUCCUGUUCAUGUAGAGGGUAUGUCAAAGGUGAGCUCUUUGGGGACCAAGGAAAACAAAGUCUCUGACUGUGCACAUGUACAGGCCCCAGAUGUGCAACCAAAAAGGGAAAUGUGGCCCUAGAAUCAUUUCUUCAGCUAAAACAAUUUGCCUGUUGAGUAUAUUUUUUUCUGUAAACCAAAAGAAAUGUAAAUAUGCUAACAGAAAAAGCAUUUAAGAGGGCUAAGGAUGUAACUCAGUGGUAUAGCAGUUGCCUAGCAUGUAUGAAACACUGGGUUUGAUCCCCAGCACUUCAAUGAAAGGACAGAAAAAUAUUAAGGCUAUUAGAGUGAAUGGUUAAAUAUGUGUAAACAUUUAUGAAUGACCACGUAUAUUCCUGUAGGUUUUGAAUUGUUUUUAUAUUUGUUGCCAGUAAUGUUCUUUCUCCACAGCCACUCCAGGAAUUCUGAAGUAUUGGGCCUUUCUCAGAAGAUUGUAAUGUACCUGAAGUUUCUGAAAUAUUGCAAAGUUUAGGCUGGUGCUGCCAAAAAGAAAAGCAACAUAGAGUUUAUUUUUAAGUGUCCAACAGUGGUUUUGUAAACUUGCAUACAUGUCUAAUGUUGUAAUACGUUGAGAACUGUGAGAUUAUUUAGCAAAAGAAAAUAUUUUUACCAAAACUCCACUUCUGUGUCUGUUUUUUUAACCUGACUUUUGACGCCCAUACAACUAUCUCAAGAGCCCUCUUGCACUGUUUUGGUUACUGUUUAGGAAUUGUAAAUUGUUUCUCAUGAACAACUACUCAAGGAGGAAGCCAGUACUGGGGGAUUGUGCAGUGUGAACUCUUUCCUCAUGUUCUUAAAUUCCCCAGCUUGGGAAAUGUCUCUUGAUGUAUGUUUUAUCCCAUGGUUUGUGUUCUCCACAGUGGAAUUUACCAAAACCUACACAUUUUUGUUAAUAAAGGGCAACUUAACCAAGUUCAA
Ictidomys tridecemlineatus (thirteen-lined ground squirrel) is the source of this 3329-nucleotide messenger RNA. RefSeq names its product dual specificity phosphatase 22 (gene Dusp22). Gene Ontology annotation, molecular function: protein tyrosine phosphatase activity. Lineage: Eukaryota; Metazoa; Chordata; Mammalia; Rodentia; Sciuridae. The record is from RefSeq and is a predicted model, not a curated record. Gene Ontology annotation, biological process: signal transduction; protein dephosphorylation. Gene Ontology annotation, cellular component: cytosol; plasma membrane.